AUGGAGGCAUUCUUACACCGAAUGAAACCGUGUGCUGCAUCAAAAAUUGAUAAAAAUGUAACAGAAGAAACAGUGAAGAUGCUAUUCUCUAACAUUGAAGAUAUCCUUGCUGUACCUAAGGAAUUUUUAAAAGUCGUGGAAGAAUGCCUGCAUCCAGAACCUAACGCUCAACAAGAAGUGGGAACCCACUUUCUUCACUUUAAAGACAAGUUUCGUAUCUAUGAUGAAUAUUGUAGUAACCAUGAGAAGGCACAGAAAUUGCUUCUCGAACUUAACAAAAUAAGAACAAUCCGCACAUUUCUUUUGGAGUUGCUGAAGCGGACUCCAAGGAAACACAGUGACUACGCAGCAGUAACGGAAGCCCUCCAAGCCAUGAAAGCUGUCUAUUCCAACAUAACGAGGCCAAGAGGCAGACGGAGAAGUUAG
Molecule: messenger RNA, 426 nt
Organism: Enhydra lutris kenyoni (northern sea otter)
Lineage: Eukaryota; Metazoa; Chordata; Mammalia; Carnivora; Mustelidae
Product: phosphatidylinositol 3,4,5-trisphosphate-dependent Rac exchanger 2 protein-like
Exons: 4
Coding region: 1-426 (141 amino acids)
Molecular function (GO): guanyl-nucleotide exchange factor activity
Source: RefSeq, a predicted model, not a curated record